Messenger RNA from Drosophila innubila, 2634 nucleotides. RefSeq lists its product as uncharacterized. The coding region runs from base 1 to 2370 and encodes 789 amino acids. Gene Ontology annotation, biological process: spermatogenesis. The transcript is spliced from 4 exons. The record is from RefSeq and is a predicted model, not a curated record. Lineage: Eukaryota; Metazoa; Arthropoda; Insecta; Diptera; Drosophilidae.
AUGACCAACGAUUUAUCGAUACAUGAGGCAAAAACUGAAGAAUUGGCCGUUACAAAAGUCGUGUUGAGUUCGGAAUGGCGCGAGCAUUUGACUCCAAAAACAAACGAAUUCUUCGAUUGUCGUGUCACGCACGUCGAGAAGGAUGGUUCCAUUUGGAUCGUCGAGAAGGUCAAUGCUGAUCGCAUAAAGCGUCUAAGCGACAACAUGGCCCGCUGCAUGCAGAAGAGGGAGCCAUGUAAGCUGGAGGAGAUUGCCAUUGGCGACCUGGUAUGCGUCGCUUUCGAUGAGCAAAUGCAUCGUGGCGAGAUCAUGGACCUCAAAUCGAAUUCCAAGCGUGUUGCAGUGCGUCUCAUUGACAAUGGCACUGUGAACACCAUCGAUGUCCAGGACAUUUAUUUGGCGGUGCCGCAGAUGGCCGAGACCAAGGCUUAUGCCGUCCGGGUAAUCUUAUCCUCGAAGACUGGCAUGGAUCUGAACAAGCUAACAAAUGUAACAUUGCGUCUUGUGGGUGACAAGACUGUCAAUGGCAUCCAUCAGGCUGAGCUGAGGACCUUCAAGACGAUUCCCCUCGAUUUGCCGAUUCAAAUGCUGUCCAGCCAUCCGGAAGUGAUCCUGCUCAAGGCCUUUCAGCACAACGUUACGCUCAAUGAGCCGCAAGUAGCUCUCGUGCAAAUAAAAAAGUGGAACAACCUCACCGACGAUUUGAAUCCGAAGAAUGUUAUGAAAUUUAUCGAACCCUUUCCAAAAACGGUGCGCAUAUUCUUUCUAUUGGCCCGCACCGAACGAGGCUAUCGUCGUGCUUUCUUAAUUGACUAUAUCGAGGAGGCAUCCAAGUUUUUGGUUUAUGAAAUGGAUGAGGGUCGCAUCACCAUCACUGAUGAGGUUCGUCGCAUUCCCAACCAUCUCCUCGAACAUCCACCUCGCGUGUUUGCCGUCUCGCUCACACCUGGCAACAAACUCUCCCUGCGACAGACAAUAUCCAAAUGUGGUCGUCGUUUGUCUAUUAAAUUUCAAGACAAUUCCAAUAUGGAGAAGCAGCGCUCGGUUCAGGCGACAUUAUUGGCCAAGGACAACAAGGAGCAAGUGUGCGACGUGCGCGUUGACAAAUUUCUUGGAAGGAUCGCCGAGCUGGGCUUAAGGUACUGGCAGGAGCCCAUUGAGAAUGGUAGCCUGGUCUACAUCACGCACGUCGUCAAUUAUCACACGAUCUGCAUAAGCUCGGUGCGGACCAAACAAUACACUGAUAUAUUCGAAAGUCUCGGCACCAAAUGCUUACCCUUUGGUUCGACUAGCAAGAUUCCGAAUGGAACCACUGUCCUCGUAGUGUGUCCUGCUCAGGGAUAUUAUCGUGCAGAGGUGAUAGACAAGGAAAGUGACCUUUAUGCUGUUCGCAACAUCGAUACUGGCAUCGAUACUGCGACUCGAGUGCCGUUGUCAUAUUUGCGUAAAUCGUGCGCAUUUCUGGAUAACUUGCCUAUUAGCCAAUGUCGUGGUAGUAUCAAGACCUUACAUAUCAUUAAGGGGGAUGCAGUGCCUCCAAAUUCAGCAGCUUAUCAAUUGUUGAUGCAGCUGUAUGAGAAUAAGUCGCAACUGAAGGUUGACUUUGCCGGCUCCGAGUGUGGUUCUCUGGAUUUACUAGAUGUCAACGCCGAACCGCCCUCGCUCUCAGCUCGUAUGCUGCCUUUGUUGUUCACGGCUUCUUCUGCCAAUCUCAAACAUGACUCGGCUCAAAACUCACCUGUAGCGUUUGUCGAUGAUGGUCUGAGUAUUGUUGGAUUACCGCCACUGCCACCGUCGCCUCCUGAUACUCCGGGAAGUAAGGCAAUAGGACGUCAUUAUUUUGAUGACCUUAAACGUGAAUUGAUUCCGCUCGGCGAUAAUGUCUGUGUUACAGUCAUAUUUGCCACGAAUCUCCACAAGACUGGCUACAUAAUGGCUUGCUCCUUUCCAAACUCGAAGGCGCGUGAUAAGUUCCAGUACCUGCUAAGUCACGUGAAUGACUUUGUCAUGAAUGAGGACAAGAGUUUUCCGGGUUAUCUGCCCCACGUUGGUGAAAUGUGCUUGACACUCUUUUCGGAGGACAAUUUAUGGUACCGUGGCGUUUGUGUGAACCUGGUCAACGAUAAUCAACAGGCGGAAAUUUAUUUCUGUGAUUUUGGCAACACGGAGGUGGUCUCCCUGGAGAAGAUCAAACCCAUCUCCCCCGAGUUGCUCUUUACAGUUAAUACCACCAAGUGUUUCAUAGAUGGCUUCAACAAGUCCAAGGACUUUAAGAUCCUCGAGGAAAAGCUUGCUAUCAACAAUACUAUCGCUUGCUCUGUGCUGCAAGGACCAGAACGCAACACUCGUACCCUUAAAAUUCCGAAUUGAAAAAAAAUAUUAUUCAAGGAAUCAUGGAAAGCGUCCUUAUGUUUUGUUUAAAAUGUUAAUUGUACACAUUUGUGUAUUUAUUCUAAAAAUUUAGUGUUUUUGUUUUUUUUUUUUUUACAUUUAUUUGACUUCAAUUUAAGUGAUUUAUAGUCUUUCAAGUGAAAUAGUUACUUAACGAUUUUAACUUAAAUUGGUUGCCGGGAACUAUAGCCUGUGCCUGUAACAUACCGAAGAAAAUUAAAAAAUGUAAAUUUGUUGACUGAA